AUAAUCCAAAAUCCAAAUAUCACAUAUCGCUUCAUCUACCUCGCCACAUUCUGGAUCAAAAAUCUCCAAAGGCCAUGGAUAACACGAGCUGGGAUCAAAAGAUCCACGCCUUGACCCACAUCCUCACCACCCCAACAGCCUCGCCGCCCCUCCACUCCCAGCUCUUCAUAGCCUCCCAAAUCCCCUGCUACCUCCACUGGGACUACCCGCCGCUCCUCUGCCGCCGAUCCCCCGCCGGCCCAUUGCCGCUCGUGAAGUGGGCCUUCCUCCGGUUUCUGAAGAAAGCCUCAAAGUUCGGGCUUUCCGAGACCUCGUGGAGGUCUAAAUGCCCGUACCAGCUGCCGCCGCCGCUCGUUCCGGCGAGGGGUUUGGAGGAGGCGCGGUGGGGAGAGGAGGAUAGGAUAAGGUACGUGCGGCGGAGGUUGAGGAGGGAGAGGCUGGGGAUUAAGGUGAACCCUUUGAUAGGGAUUGUUGUGCCUAAUCUUCUGUUGCUCGCUACUUUGCUCUGGGAUCCAAUGGCGUCCGAUGAAUCUGAGAUAACCGGCUUUCAAUAUGAAGAGAAAUUCAUAUUGAAUUCAAGAGGAACCAAGCUUUUUACCUGCAGCUGGUUGCCUGUAAGCUCGCAGCCCAAAGGACUAAUCUUCCUGUGCCAUGGAUAUUCCAUGGAAUGCAGUGUUACUAUGAGAGGCCAUGGGAAGUCGGAUGGGCUUCAGUGUUACUUCCCCAGCUUUGAUGAUCUUGUUAAUGACUUUUGUUAUCACUUCAGCAGCGUUUGUGAAAAAAAGCCCGAUUAUUGGGAUAUGGCUCUGCUGGUAGCACCUAUGUGCAAGAUUUCUGAUGAGAUGAAGCCACAUCCAUUGGUGAUCAAAUUCGGUCUCAGGAUCAGUAGUCUGAUCCCAAAAUGGAAAAUUUUGCCUAUUCCAGAUAUUAUUGACAAGGCCUUCAGGGUUCCAGAGAUAAGAGAUGAGGAGAGGGAUGAUCUAAAUCCAUUACAAAACUCCUUCAAUUUGAAAGUGAGUUUGGAUUUAGAGAGGCGGCUUGAGGAGGUAUCUCUACCGUUCAUUGUUCUUCACGGUGGUCAAGACAAAGCCACAGAUCCAUCUGUAAGUCAACUCUUGUAUCAAACGGCUGUCAGUUUAGAUAAGACCUUCAAGCUCUACCCGACCAUGUGGCACUCUCAUUCUACCCGAUCCAUCUGUUUAAGGACAUUAUCGAUUGGU
Molecule: messenger RNA, 1220 nt
Organism: Striga asiatica
Lineage: Eukaryota; Viridiplantae; Streptophyta; Magnoliopsida; Lamiales; Orobanchaceae
Source: the annotation of a GenBank genome assembly